AUAUUCCACCACCCGUUGGGACCCACCACCUCUGGUUUAUUUCUGCGCAUGAGUCUCGCCCAAUCGAUUUUUCUCUACAUACAUACAUCCCGCAUUCAAUCGAGGGCAGUCUUUGGUGCUAGAGACCGCAGAGAAGACGCGCACUUCCAUCCGACUCCAGAAUGCAGCUGAUUCUCGUUGCGACCUUGCUGUGCCUGGCCCUCGGCAGCUGCAGUGCGUCCAUAAGUGGACCCUUCAUCCUCUGGGGCAACCCCAGAGUCUCCGGACUGCAACCCCAGGCCUUGGUGGACUCGAACAGCAGGGAGCUGCCGCUGACGCAACUCUUCACGGAGGCCAAGGCGAUUGUGGUCUUUAUACGGAACUCGACCAGUCGACUGGAGGGCACCAAGUACCCAAAGUUCCAGAAUCUGGUGAAGAGCGCUGCCUGGACUUACCUGCCACAAAGGAGACUUGCAGCGGAGCCGUUCGGUCUGAACGCCAACAUUGAGGUGGUGAGCCUUUCAGGACACGGAGAAGAGGACGACGCCGAGAUCCUGACCGUCUACAACGAUGCCUUGAACACCUACGGAAGAGGAGAAGUGCUGGGCAUCCUGGGCAGCCGCGAGGAGGAGGCGCACUUCCUGGCCAAGAGAGAGGCUACUUCUGCUCCGGAGGAAGAGGAGAAGCCCAAGGCUCCAGAGGAGAAGCCCAAGACCGAGGCCAGCGGCUUCAUCUACGUGGCCGAGGGCAACAAGGCGGCGCUGACCCUCAAUGGACCACUGGAGCUGCGGCUGACCAACGAGACCCUGAAGCUGGAGGAGCACAUCAAGCAGAUCACCUUCGACGAUCAGCGCGCCAAGGGAUAUGGUCGCUUGAGCAUCACCUUCAUGCACUCCGGGGAGAAGUGCACGCUGCGCUUCAAGUUCUCCCUGAUCCGGGGAUCCUGGACCCUGCGAAACGUCGAGGUGGAGUACAAGGAGCUGAAGAGUGUUCUUGUGGCUCGAGGAGAUGAGUACACACUGCCCUCAGCUCCCCUGGGAUUCUCCUACCGCUGCUCGGCGGAGAACACGCACUUCCUGAACCCCUCGCGGAAUGAGACCAUUCAGAGUCUGGUGCUCACUGAUUUCCAGGUGCAGCCGUGGCUGAGCGGACGCAAGGAAUACGGCGAGGUGUACGACUGCAUUGGAUUCGUCUCGGCGCCCAUCCUGGCAGGCCUUUUCGUGGUGACCCUGCUCCUCGGCAUCCUGGGACUCGGGAUCUCCGCCAUGCUCAGCAUGCACACGCCCAAUCGAUUCGAGAGUUCGCGCAGCAAGCAAUCUGGGAGAGCCAUGUUUGUCCAGAUCACCUACGUGGCCUUCAAGCCACUGGCCCUGUUCACCCUGGCCAUCGAGCUCUUCCUGAUCCAUCUGCUGUUCGUGUUGAUCGUGCUUUAUGUGUAUGUGCUAUGGUAUUACUGAAAUCAAGUCAAGAUUCGAUGUGAACGAUUCAAAAUAUAUAUCUGCAAUGAAUGUUAAAA
This is a messenger RNA of Drosophila ficusphila, 1495 nucleotides long. RefSeq lists its product as uncharacterized. The transcript has 4 exons. Gene Ontology annotation, cellular component: proton-transporting V-type ATPase complex. The record is from RefSeq and is a predicted model, not a curated record. Bases 162 to 1436 code for a protein of 424 amino acids. NCBI's taxonomy places the organism in Eukaryota, Metazoa, Arthropoda, Insecta, Diptera, Drosophilidae.